AUAAUUAUCCAACGUUGCAAGACUUUAAAGCUUAUAGAUACCCCAUUGACAUGAUGGGCCAAACUUAUCCAUUGUCUCUGAUACAGCCAAUUCAGUUAACGACUGUAUAUUAAGAAUAAUACUUUACAAAUGGCUCCCACAUCAUUCAAGCUUAACACGGGGCAGGAGAUGCCCGCAGUGGGAUUUGGAACAUGGCAAGCCGCACCCGGCGAAGUGGCCAAGGCCGUAGAAACAGCACUCAAGUCGGGCUACAAGCUCAUCGAUGCAGCCUACUGCUACGGUAACGAAGACGAAGUAGGCGCGGGGCUGAAAGCGGCCUUCGCCUCGGGCAUCAAGCGCGAGGAUAUAUUCAUUAUGACCAAAUUAUGGAACACAUACUCGACACGCGUGUCGCUUGGGCUGGAGAAGUCGCUCAAGGCCCUGGGACUUGACUACGUCGACCUAUAUCUGGUGCACUGGCCCGUGGGCAUGAACCCUAACGGCAACGACGACCGAUUUCCGAAGCUGCCUAACGGCGAGCGCGACAUGCUCUGGGACCACGACCACAUCCAGACGUGGAAGGACAUGGAGAAGCUGGUUGAGGGCGGCAAGGCCAAGGCCAUUGGCGUCUGUAAUUAUAGCAAGGUGUACCUGGAGAAUUUGCUCAAGCAGGCAAAGAUCGUGCCGGCUAUCAACCAGAUCGAGAACCACCCAGCGCUGCCUCAAGAUGAGAUCGUGGGUUAUUGUAAGGAAAAGGGGAUCCAUGUAGUGGCAUACUCACCCCUGGGCAGCACGGGGGGUCCGGUCAUGAAAGCGGAGCCGGUGGUUAAGAUUGCAGAGAAGAAGGGGGUUAACACGGGAACGGUGUUGUUGAGUUACCAUGUCGCAAGAGGCAGCACAGUGCUGGCCAAGUCGGUCACUGAGUCACGAAUCGUCGAGAACCUCAAGAUCGUCGAUCUGGACGACAAAGAAAUGAAGGCAUUGGCCGAGUUGAAUAAGGAUAAUGUCACGAGAUAUGUCUACCCGCCCUUUGGUAUCAAUUUUGGCUUCCCCGACAAGGCGUCUGGAAAGGUCAUGCCAAAUGGAGUACCAGCAUGACUGCAGCUCUCGUCGUGCUGAUAUCAAAUGGCCAUGUGUACAACGCAGUUUAUCUGCAAGUAAUGUUGGGUGCUGCAGACCAUAGUACAUUAUUGUAGUGAAUACUGAAGGCUUUACCUAAGUAUUUAGGAGGCUGUGGCCAGAGCAAAAUUAUAGACUUGGCCAUAUAGAUGAAAUAGACGUCAUGCAUGAUCC
This is a messenger RNA of Pseudomassariella vexata, 1272 nucleotides long. Its product is annotated as NADP-dependent oxidoreductase domain-containing protein. Gene Ontology annotation, cellular component: cytosol. Bases 130 to 1077 code for a protein of 315 amino acids. The record is from RefSeq and is a predicted model, not a curated record. NCBI's taxonomy places the organism in Eukaryota, Fungi, Ascomycota, Sordariomycetes, Amphisphaeriales, Pseudomassariaceae. The transcript is spliced from 3 exons. Gene Ontology annotation, molecular function: aldose reductase (NADPH) activity.